Messenger RNA from Cryptotermes secundus, 8321 nucleotides. Its product is annotated as longitudinals lacking protein. Gene Ontology annotation, cellular component: nucleus. NCBI's taxonomy places the organism in Eukaryota, Metazoa, Arthropoda, Insecta, Blattodea, Kalotermitidae. Gene Ontology annotation, biological process: regulation of transcription by RNA polymerase II. The transcript is spliced from 5 exons. The record is from RefSeq and is a predicted model, not a curated record. Gene Ontology annotation, molecular function: RNA polymerase II cis-regulatory region sequence-specific DNA binding; DNA-binding transcription factor activity, RNA polymerase II-specific; protein binding. The coding region runs from base 120 to 1670 and encodes 516 amino acids.
UUCGGUAGGUACGCCAUUGUGAGAAAAGAAAUUGCGUUGUGUGGUAGGGUUUGUAGAUAGAGUGAUUGGAAGGUCUUUUGUGUUCGAGAAAGCGGUUGGAAAUAGGAUAUAUUUAGGCAAUGGGAUCAGAACAACAGUUCUGUCUAAAAUGGAAUAAUCAUCAGAGUACGAUAGUUGCCGGUUUUGACACCCUGCUGGAAAGUGGGACUUUGGUAGACUGUACACUGGCCGCAGAGGGGCAGUACUUGAAAGCUCAUAAGGUUGUGCUGUCAGCAUGUAGUCCAUAUUUUGAGCUACUAUUGAGCCAGCAUGAUGAGAAGCAUCCAAUUGUGAUCCUAAAGGAUGUAAAAUUUCAAGAACUGAAAGCUAUGGUUGAUUACAUGUACCAUGGUGAAGUGAAUAUAUCUCAGGACCAAUUAGGGGCUCUUCUCAAGGCUGCAGAAUCAUUACAGAUAAAGGGUUUGUCAGAUAGUGGGGGAGGGGGUAGUGAAAGAGAGCGAGAGAAUGUGGAUAAAAGACACCAUGGGACUCGAAAGCAAACUGUACCCCCUCCCCAGCCUAGAUCAUCUCCCAUCCCACCACAUUCUUCCACGCUAGGUCAUAGGCGGCCAGCCCCACCGCCUCCAGCUGCUCCACCUCCAAUUGUUGAUCUCCCAGAGGACGAUAGCCCCCCACCAUCCCGACCUCCACCGUUGCCUAGGGUUCCAAGUUCUCGGGAAGGAAGUUUGUCGCCGCCACCGAAACGAAAGAGGCAUCGUCGUCGAUCAAGUGGGGAAGAUGGAAGUUUAAGUGCAGCUCCUGUUCCAGUAACAGAAGGGUCACACGAAACUAGCAGCUCAAGUGAACUUCCUCCUCAGUCCCAACCUGCCCCGUUGGCUACUGUUCCUAGUGUUCCCGCAAAUCUGACGCCUGUAGUACCCCCGUCCUCUGAACCUGCUGCACUUCCUUCAAAUCAGGCUUCAGAACAACCUGUAUCAGAGACUGAGCUGUUAAACCCGCCCUCACAAGCAGCAGAAGAAGCAGCACCCAGACAGCCUGCGCGUGAAAUGGCCCAUGAACAAGCCCUAGAACCAGUACAAAAGUUGGAGCCGCCGUCUGAAGUACUAUUAGAGCCAAAGUCUGAAUACCUAGAGGAGGAUGUCAAUGAAGAUAGCGUGGAAGAUCUCACAUUAGAUGACGACAUGGAUGAAAUAGACCAUGCGCGGCCAGGGCCUUCCCAUGGCGGAGAGGGGUCCAGCAGUCAGGGGGCAGGUUUUGCACCAUGGCACAUGGCGGACCAGUCAAGGGAUGAGGUAUUCAUGGCAGCGCAAGAAUCUGUUGGAGCUCACAGGGAUUCGCAAGCCACUGGAAACUGCAGUAAUGAAGACACUGAACUUCAGAGGUACCCCCUGUUAGCAGAAAUGUAUAUUGAAGACAUACCACUACCAAGAGAUGCAACCAAACAUUCAAAUACCAUUGUUUUGACUGCCAGUCGGGCUAGACGUUAUGCUGAAUCAUUCCGAUGUCAACGUUGUGGCAAUUUCUACACAUACAAGAAAAACUUGCUGCGGCAUUUGAACCUCGAGUGUGGUAAAGAACCACAAUUCCAGUGUCCAUACUGCCCAAAGAAAGCAAAACAUAAGAAUCAUUUGCUUAGGCAUAUCAAGUCCCAGCAUGCAGAAAAUGUAUGAAUGCCAUACAGGGAGAUUUGAAGUGAACUCAUAGGCUGCUUCCUAUUGUAUAGAUUGUUAGUAAAAUGGAUCGAAAACACUAUUAGUAUUGUUGUGUUAUAUUUUUGCAGUUAUUAUGUAAGUGUAUAUGUCAGAUAUAACCUCAAUGUUUCAUACUCUCACAUUGUAAUUGUUGACAUAUGAACAAUAUUUCAUAUAUAAUUUGUAGGUAUGUUUGUGACUGUCUUCUUACCAGAUUACCUUAUAUGCUGAGGUACUUACAUAUCUGCCUUAUUAAUAGUACAGGCUCUUGGCACUAGAUGGGAGGAACAUCUGGGUUGUGAUAUUCCCUCUUCUUCUGUCUCAUAAAACAAUAGUAGAAGAAAACGCUUUUCUGAUAUAUGAUACAUAAAGGAUUAAGAAUUUUUGUUAUUCUCUCUAAGUUGUUCCAUGGAGAAACACAACAGUUUUUGAUCUCAGAAUCUUGUGUAAUCUAACACCACAGCAUUUUUAAGAUGUUAUGUAAUAAUGAACCAAAUAAAAUAUAGAACAAAUUAGGUUAUGGGAUACUUAAUAUCAUAUUACACUGUUAUACUGUUGUUUUCCUUUCAAGUCUAUAUCUUGUUUUAUCAGGUAUGAGGUUUCAUAGCUGUGAAUGUGAAGUGUAGGCUCCUGUUUUAUGGGAAGUUAUGCUGUGUAGUCUGGAUGAAGUUUACCAUUGUUUUGGAGGAGUACACUGCCUUUAUUUUCAAUGUCGUGUAGUAAACUGGCAUAGAAGCUUUACUUGAUAGGCAUACGCUUUGACCCUGAAGAUGGAGGCAUUGCAUUCCCCUCAAAUAUCAGUUUGUCUCAAACUACACACACUCUCAUCACAAGAGAUGGUCCUCUUCAGGUCUUGGUUUGUUAUACAUUUAUGAAGAGGUUUACAUACUUCAUCUGUUGCAGUGUUACUACUACUUCAGUAUAUUCCUUAGCUUUGAAAUUUUAUAUUUUGGUUCUGACUGUCAACUCAGUAUUAAUUCUGUUGGUUUAUCCUUAAGAAAUUACUGUAAAUGUGUUAUUUACAAGUGGGUUUCUAGAAAGUUAGACCACCAGUUUAGUUCUUUAGUAUGAAUUGAUAGGCUGUCAUUAGUAUUACAUUGUAAUUACUUUCCCUCAGUGAGUAACCACAUCUCAUUAUCUGGGUAGAUUAUGACAAAGUUACGCACUAAAAUGUUACUUUGUAGAAAGUUUAACUCACUCUACCAGUCUUUGUAGGUUAGAUCCACAAUAAAUAACAUAUGUCAUAAGACCAUUAGCUUUUAUUUUAUUUGUGAAAGAAGAUAAUGUAAGAGUGUGUAUGCCUCAAAUUGCUAUAACAAAAAAAUAAUAAAAAUAGCUUUCAUUAUUAAUUUUAUGCAAACAUAUAUAUAGCUUUUAUCAAUAAUGUCUGUACUAGUGGUGUUUAGUGCAUACAGUUUUUAUUCUUGGUGUCCAUCGGUAAUUGUUAUAUCUGGAGAUGUAUGACAUGUUGAAAGUCACUGUAAAGCACUUAUAUGUAACACAUUCUUUGAGGGCAGUUUGAGAACCAUCUUUCCAAAAUAUGAGAUUUGAGAUUGCCCUGGCAAUCAGUUCUAAGGUUAUGGUCAUCUGGGAUGUAACACCAUGUAAUCUUGCUGGGUGGGCACACAUGCUCCAGAGAAACCUGCUGCCUCUAUUUUCAUGGCCCUGAAAAUGAAGGCAGCAGGUUCCUCAGAGAUUCUGUUAUGUAUCUACCAAAAUACAUGCUUUUAUGCUUAAAAAGGCUGUAAACUUAAUAACUUUGGCUGUUCUAUAAGCUAACAAACAUAUGUCUGCUUCUGUGGUUAUUUGACAUAAGUGUUCUACUGAAAAUGUUCAGUGAUGUGGCAUUUUUCAGGAGAGAUUUUUGUACAUAUGUAAAUACAAGCAAUAACUGUUUGCAUUCUUUAUAGCAAGUGCACAGAUGGGAAGGUCGUGUAUAAUCUUCGAAACAACUUCAAAAAUAUUUCUGAGAAAUUUUAGGUUGGGGUUUGCACUAAAAGUUUCCUGGCAAAUUAAUUUAGUUCACAUUGCCUCUGGGGGCCCAUCCAGAAUCCUAUCCAGUAGAUACUGGAGGCUCUUUCUUCAGGGGUAAAUGACCAGAUGAUGAACCUCACCUCCAUCUGGUGACAUGGAUAAAAAUGCAUGCACUUUUAUCUGUGUUCUGGUAUGUGUUAAUUCCUUCCACUUCUAUGUUAACACAUUAGUGGUACUGUACAGACCUCUUUAUCUACAUAGCCAUUCUGUAGCAUCUGUUGGGAAAAUAUUCAACUCCAUGCUCAUGGCUUCUUUGCAUUCCCCAGCUUCAGCAAUAGUUGUAUUCCCAAGAUUGUUUUCAUGACCCAUAUUUUUGUUACUUUUUUGAUUUCACUCUCAUUAACAUUCAAUGAAAAAUGCAUGACUCAUUUAACUGCAGUACUGUUUACUUUAACAGUUUACUAACCAAAUUUCCUUGUAUUAGAUAAACAAUUUCACUUUUGGACUUGAGGUUCUCACGGUGUGAUUGAAGAGUUCUGUCAUCUGGUAUGUGAUGCUGUUUAGUCCAGUUGUGACAUUUUGGAGAAAUGUACUGCCUCAAUUAUCAGGUUUUAAGGUUAAACUGAAUAGGCAGAAGUAUGAUCUUACAGAUUGUCAGCGAAUGUCUACUAGACUACACAGUGUCACAUCCCAGAAGAUGGUAAUCAACAGUGCCAUUAUUUUUUAGACUUCAAGAAAAUAAUUAAAUUAAGAACAGUUGACAUGAAAUAGUAGUGUUAAUGUGAAAUCCACGCAAGUUUGUUAGUUAAGUCAUGGGAUACAUGUACAAUAUAAAUUAUACUUACUCUAGACACUGCAGUAAUUCUUUUUAAUUUUUAUUAAUAAAAAUAGCUUACAGGAGAUUGGUAUUCCAGCAUUAAGUUUAGGUAUAUAUACAUGUUGACAUAUAGUAAUCUCAAUUUUAGUAAACAGAAUGUCUUUUAACGAUACAAGAAGCUUAAUGUUUUAGAACUCUGAAAUUGAGAUUUCGUUACUUAUGGUAAAUGUGGUAAAGAAGAAGUUGGUAAAGUAAAACUGAAGUUUCCUCUAAGUACCACUACCAUAAGGUGUAUCGGGUGCAUGGAGGCCAAAUGUAAUUCAUUUUGGACCUUAGCAGGAGAUGUAGGUGAACUCUCAGCUACUUGCUCCAACAGGUAUACCAAAGCAUGUGGUAUAGAUAUAUUAAUGGGCCCCAAAUGUAUUUGGGUUUAGCUGUAAGAGAAAAGUCUUAGUGCCUCUUUUGGAAAUUUUACCCUGGUUGCCCACCCUACGGCCAGUCACUUUACCAGUUAUAGUUACAAUAGUGAGGCCACAGAAAGAAGUCUCAUGGACUUAGCCACCAACUACCCCCUCCAGCUCUUACAUUUUCUCCUUCAGCAUACUUCCAUAUAUUCUCCUCCGGUCAUCUAGUCAUUCGCUUCACAGGUACGUUAAGAAUGACAACCAUAUGAUGAACUGCACUAAUGAUAAGUGCACUGGGCAAGAUGAUCAGGCCAAAGGAGGGCUGAAAGUGAAUGCAGUAGUAGUAAGAAUGGGGGGAAGCCCCAAACAUUGUUAUCCCAACUUCCCAUAUGAUCUCUUACCAUGGCCUGAGUGUUGUAAAUUAUGUUAUGAGUGUUCUCUGUUUCAGAAGUGCAUUAAGAUUACAUGUUGCCAUAAGAGAGAUGAAAGGAUAUUGAAAGUGUGUACUGCUCUCAUAACAAAACAGUAAUAAACUUCCACAUGCUUAUAAUUUGUUGAGACUGUGAUGCAGUUAUUUAUAUUGGUGCAGUGAAAUUAGAUUUUUUUAUGUACUGUAUAGAUGUAAUUUUCUGAUUUGUGGAGUUUAUAUAUUGUGGCAGUCCACUUAUUUUACUAACAUCAUAAAUGUGACUGUGUGCCAUGAGAUUACAAUGUAUUGUGUACUCUUCUUACAAUUAUAUGGAUAUUAAUAAAUGACUAUGCAUAUUUAAAGACAGUUUUAACUAGUAAGCAUAUUUGUGCUGAAAUAUGAUGUUUAUUUCAUCAGCAAAUUAUUUUUGCCAUUGAACUAAUGCCCCUUUUCUGCUUCUCUCAUGUGUCAACUGGUUACAUUUAGUAUAUACAAUAUAUAUAUAUACAUGCAGGAUGUGUCUCUUAAAACUUUGUCUACCAUAAUACUAUCUCAGUUUUAUAUUGUGAACCACAUGGAGACCAGUUACAGUGGUGUAACCAUUUUUGGCUUGUGGAGGUAUAGCUCAUCUUUCAUGAAUGUCAGCACUAGAUGUAGGCUAGUGGUUAGUGUCAUCCUUGGUCACUUUACGCGAGGGAAGUAUUCUCAGGUAUCCAUUGGAUACGAGACUGGGUGGACCUCAGGUCUUGCCUUGACAUGGUGGCAAAGAGAGGAGUCUCUGUCCCUCCUUGGAAUCAGUGCUGAUAAUUCAGUUUAAUUGAACUAUGACAUUAUAACCAUUACAUCUGAUAUGUUUGAAAUGCCACUAGCAAAUUCAGAAAACAAAAUUAUGGUGGUAUGACCAUUGCAUUUAGUGUCGGAGGAAUGCCAGUACUAAACAUUAUCUUAUCUCAACACAAAGAACCCUCUGAUAUUGCUUCCUGUUUUCAUAAAUAAGCCCUGGAGACUGGAUUGUGUUGGUAUUCAUGUAACCAUUUCUUCUGGUAUAGAGAAAAUACCACUUUAUAGACUACAUUACACUGAUCUUGGCAGUGUAACAGUUACAACUGGUGUGGAGUAAAAAUAUGUCAUCAAUUCAGAAAGUUUCAUUAUGGCUAUGUAAUUAUUUGAAAUUGUGUGAAGGAUAUUUCACUCCUAAAAGCAUAUCGGGUUACUUUUGUGUUUGAAUUUGAAUUGUUGUUUCUCAUAUUGGCAGUAGUGAACAACCAGUACAGUUUGGUUAGCUGUAACCCAACUAAUCAGUCAUGUGAACUGACCUGAGAGGAAUAAGUUGUCUGCCUUUUGGAAACCAUCCCAGUAUUCAUAUGGAGGGACUCAGGAAUGCUCUUGAAAUUCCCAGUCAUGAUAAUUGGUUUGCCUGGAUGAGAUUUUCUUCAUAAUUAGGGUCUGAUGCAUUACUUCAGGAUAGUGUGCUUGGAGAAUAUGAAUUAUUUUAGUGUGUUCAAGGAUGUAUUGGCUGUCUUUUCACAGUAGGUGGAUCCUGCAAUGUCUCUGAAAGAUGGCAGCCUGCUGCAACAAAUUGUUAUUACCCACAAAAUGAAUGCAGAAGUCUUUUCUUUUUGUGAUGGACUUGAGAUUCUCAUAGCAAUGACUGCAAAGAGUAUUGUGAUCUGGAAUGUGACUGUGUGAUCUGGUUGAGGUCCAUUUAUGUUCAGGAAGACCAUACUGCCUCCAUUUUCAGGGUUGAAGUGUAAGCAAUAAGUGAGAAGCAAGCAGAGCUCUGCAGAACAUUGGUAAACUUCCACCAGACUACAUACAUCACAUCCCAGAACUUAGUACGCUUUACUUUUUGUGUUUGUUACCUCAUUACUAAAAUUAUGUGUAUAAAAUUUUAAGAAGUAAUGUGUCACACCUCAUAUAUAGCUUCUUUUUUUCACAGUUCUUUGGAUGAAACAUGCCAACUACAUAUUACUGUUUCAGGUUUAAAUAUCAAGUUAUGGAACAAACUUCAGGAUGUACUUCCUGCAUCAUUUGCAGAGAUGCAGCUGCAAAUGACAUCAACUAGAAGCGUGGUAUCAAAAUCCAAUAUACCUUUCCGAUGUCCACGGUGUUACAAGUGUUACCAAUACAAGAAUUCACUGUCUCGUCACAUGAGGCUUGAGUGUGGCAAAGAACCUCAGUUUCAGUGCCCAUUCUGUCCACAUUCUGCCAAACAUCGAAGUCAUCUGCAAACACAUGUAGCUAGCAAGCAUAAGGCUUGCAUCUAGCAGUAGUGACAUUAUCCGUGAUAUCGUGUCAACUUCAUUUAAUGUAUUCUUUCUCAGGGAUGUCAUCCUAAAUAUGAAAGUAACAGCAGGACCAGGUUGAAAGAAAUGGGUAUCUGCGUAUAGUAAAUGCUUAGGUUUGUUUCUAUUCAGUGCUGAGAUAAUGGAGUGCUCCAUAAAGCUGCAGGGCAUGCCUAUUUCUGGACUUCCAUAUGAGCACUAAGUGGAGAGCAUGUGGCAACAGAUGGCAUUACUAGCAUCGAUUGUUAUGGGCAAUGUGUUGGUACAGUACUAUAUGCCAAUGGCUGAACUGCUUUUGGCCAAUGGUCAUAAGCACUGCUAGUAAAUUUUGAUUGGUAGAUGUUCUUUUUACCUAACCAUAAUUUUAUGCUUCUAAUCGAACAACAAACAGCUUAUGCAACAGGCAUUCUUAAGAAACUGACACUUACAGCUCAAAAUUCAGAAAUGAAACAGGUUGCAAGAACUCUGUGUUUCACAUUACUAACUGUAAAAAACAAGAAAAUUAUUUACACAUCAUAUGAACUAACUGUUUUUAAUCUGCAAUUCGCAAUUUUUAUUAUUAGCAAGAUUUUAUGGAUCUAUCACAUUAAGGGAAGAGCAUAGACUGAGGUUGUUUGAGCACAGGGUGUUGUGGUGUAUCUUUCAACUGACGAGGAAGAAAGUCACAGGGGAAUUUAGAUAAUGAGGAGCUUCAUUAGUUGUACCCCAUGCCAAAUAUUAUAAUUAUCAAAUUAAGGAUGG